Molecule: messenger RNA, 549 nt
Organism: Ruditapes philippinarum (Manila clam)
Lineage: Eukaryota; Metazoa; Mollusca; Bivalvia; Venerida; Veneridae
Product: mucolipin-1-like
Exons: 4
Coding region: 124-549 (141 amino acids)
Cellular component (GO): plasma membrane; lysosomal membrane
Molecular function (GO): NAADP-sensitive calcium-release channel activity
Source: RefSeq, a predicted model, not a curated record
UAUUUCUACAUCUCGUCAAAAAGAUACUCUGUUUCCGAAUGUUUCUCAAAUGUUCAAUGGUGGAAUGUAAUCUGUGUCACAGGAGAUUGUCUUACAUUGCAUGGCAUCUGGUGGAUAAGGAAAAUGUUGAAGGGAGAGUUAUCUGGCGAAGAGGUAUUAUUGAAGAACUGGGACGUCAAUCUUGUUGUACUGGGCCUUGGAUGUCUUUUAACUUGGUUUUCAUACGCGCGCUUCAUCAGGAUACAUAAUAAAUUUACCCUCUUAGUCAAAACCAUCCGAAAGGCAGCAGUUGAUAUAGUUUUUUUUCUUACUUGCGUAGUACUAAUGUUUGUCGGAUUCUGGUCAUGUUCUUAUAUUGUCCUAGGACCUUACCAUAUUAAGUUUAGGAAAAUGUCCACUGCUGCAGAAACAUUAUUCUCUAUGAGUCAAGGAGAUGAGAUAUUUGCGACGUUUGCCAUACUUCAAGACGAAUAUGCUGGGGACAAAACUGUUCAUUUUGUUUCUAAGAGUGGUUAUUUACGCCUACGUGUCUUUGUUUUACUAUUUUAA